AUGGCGCGCGACGAAAUGGGACCGCCAGCCAAAAGGCAGAAGAGCUCCGGGAACCUUCCACCCCAGCUGCGAGACGCGAAACGCAAGGACAUUGACAACUGGGAAACGAAUCGCAUGCUCACGUCGGGUGUUGCACAGCGACGGGAUUUCGAUGGCGAUUUCAUGCCCGAGGAUGAAGAGGCGACUCGAGUCCAUUUGUUGGUCCACGACCUCCGACCACCUUUUCUCGAUGGCCGCACGAUCUUCACCAAGCAACUCGAGCCGAUCUCGGCCAUUCGGGACCCCCAGAGCGACAUGGCUGUCUUCAGCCGAAAGGGGAGCAAAGUCGUUCGAGAACGCCGGCAACAGCGCGAACGGCAGAAGCAAGCCCAGCAGGCGACAUCUAUGGCCGGCACGGCCUUGGGCAAUUUGACGGGCGUCAACGAGGAUGAGGGCGACAGUGCUGUUGCCGUACCAGUCGAGGAGGUCUACAAGGGUGGUGGAAACAAAUUUGCUCAGCAUUUGAAAAAGGAGGGUGGUGCCAGUUCGUUCAGUAAAAGCAAGACUUUGCGCGAACAGCGGGAGUAUCUGCCUGCUUUUGCAGUGCGCGAGGAUCUCCUACGAGUCAUCCGGGAUAACCAGGUCGUGGUGGUUGUAGGCGAAACGGGCUCUGGAAAGACUACCCAGUUAACCCAAUUCCUCCAUGAAGAUGGUUACUCGAAGCUUGGCAUGAUUGGGUGCACACAGCCUCGUCGCGUUGCGGCCAUGAGUGUCGCAAAGCGUGUCAGUGAGGAGAUGGAGGUGGACCUUGGCGGAGAGGUGGGGUAUGCUAUCCGUUUCGAGGAUUGCACCAGUGACAAGACCGUGAUCAAAUAUAUGACCGACGGUGUACUUCUGCGAGAAUCUUUGGUCCAGCAGGAUCUCGAUAAAUAUUCGUGUAUCAUCAUGGACGAGGCGCACGAAAGAGCGUUGAAUACCGAUGUCUUGAUGGGACUUCUCAAAAAGGUGUUGGCUCGGCGCAGAGACCUCAAGCUGAUUGUUACAUCGGCAACGAUGAAUUCGGAGCGCUUUUCCCGCUUCUAUGGUGGUGCACCGGAAUUUAUCAUUCCUGGCAGAACGUUCCCGGUCGAUCUUCACUUCUCGCGUACGCCUUGUGAGGAUUAUGUCGACAGUGCAGUCAAGCAGGUCUUGGCCAUCCACGUUUCUCAAGGCCCGGGCGAUAUUCUCGUGUUCAUGACGGGACAAGAGGAUAUUGAAUCGACCUGUGAGCUAGUUGACGAUCGAUUGAAAUUGCUCAAUGAUCCACCGAAACUCAGCAUAUUACCUAUUUACAGUCAAAUGCCGGCCGAGCAACAGGCAAGGAUCUUCGAGCGGGCAGAUGCAGGCGUGCGCAAAGUGAUCGUGGCCACGAACAUUGCUGAGACGAGUUUGACUGUUGAUGGUAUUAUGUACGUUGUGGAUUCAGGGUACUCGAAGCUCAAGGUGUACAACCCCCGCAUGGGUAUGGACACUCUCCAGAUCACGCCGAUUUCCCAGGCCAAUGCCAAUCAGCGAUCUGGACGAGCCGGUCGAACUGGUCCCGGAAAGGCUUAUCGCCUGUACACAGAGACUGCCUAUAAGAAUGAGCUCUACAUACAGACGAUCCCCGAAAUUCAGCGCACGAGUCUUGCCAACACUGUGCUUCUGCUGAAGUCUUUGGGUGUCAAGGAUCUUUUGGACUUCGACUUCAUGGACCCUCCACCUCAAGAGACGAUUAGCACAUCUCUUUUCGAACUCUGGGCACUUGGGGCUCUGGACAACCUGGGUGAACUCACUCACUUAGGUCGUCGCAUGACGCCAUUCCCUAUGGAUCCCCCUCUCUCGCCAAGCUCCUCAUCACUGCUUCGGAGGAAUACGAUCCCGAGCGUCUUUUACCGGCCCAAGGAACGGCAGGAGGAGUCCGACUCGGCCCGCGAGAAAUUCUUCGUGCCCGAAUCCGACCACUUGACUCUGCUCCAUGUUUAUACGCAGUGGAAGUCGAACGGCUACUCCGACGCUUGGUGUACCAGACAUUUCCUACAUGGUAAAUCCCUCCGACGCGCCAAGGAAGUCCGCGACCAGCUCCAAGAUAUCAUGACCGUCCAGAAGAUGCCUCUCACCAGCUGUGGCACAGACUGGGACGUCAUCCGCAAAUGUAUCUGUUCCGGCUUCUACCACCAAGCCGCGCGCGUCAAGGGAAUUGGCGAGUUCAUCAACCUCCGCACCAGCGUGACCAUGGCCUUGCACCCUACCAGCGCACUGUACGGUCUUGGCUACGUACCGGAGUACGUUGUCUACCAUGAGUUGAUUCUGACUGCUAAGGAGUACAUGUCGACCGUGACGGCCGUUGACCCACAUUGGCUCGCCGAACUCGGUGGUGUCUUCUACUCCGUCAAAGAAAAGGGAUAUUCGCAGCGCGAUCGACGUGUCACGGAACUAGAAUUCAACAAGCGCAUGGACAUUGAGGCGCAGAUGGCAGCGGAUCGUGAGCGCGCCGCGGCUCAAAAAGCGCGCGAGGAGGAACGCAAUGAUCCCACCCGCCGCAAGACUGAAGUUGAAGUUGGAGGUAAAUCAGCUGUGCGGCGUCCCGUCGUUAAGCGGCCAGGGAAAGUUGGUGGUCUAACAGCUUCGUCUUCGUCUCGGCCUGGUGCCGGAGGUGGCAGCGUGGUCAAGAAGCCUACAAUUCCCCGCCGGCCAGGACGGACGUUCUAA
Penicillium cinerascens is the source of this 2709-nucleotide messenger RNA. Its product is annotated as putative mRNA splicing factor RNA helicase (Prp16). Lineage: Eukaryota; Fungi; Ascomycota; Eurotiomycetes; Eurotiales; Aspergillaceae. Gene Ontology annotation, biological process: mRNA splicing, via spliceosome. Gene Ontology annotation, cellular component: spliceosomal complex; intracellular anatomical structure. The record is from RefSeq and is a predicted model, not a curated record. The transcript is spliced from 4 exons. Gene Ontology annotation, molecular function: ATP binding; RNA binding. Bases 1 to 2709 code for a protein of 902 amino acids.